Molecule: messenger RNA, 2988 nt
Organism: Venustampulla echinocandica
Lineage: Eukaryota; Fungi; Ascomycota; Leotiomycetes; Helotiales; Pleuroascaceae
Exons: 2
Coding region: 1-2988 (995 amino acids)
Source: RefSeq, a predicted model, not a curated record
AUGGAGGGAAAUGCAUCCAAAGACCAAGAGCAGAGUGGAAAAUUAGUAGCUUUCGAGGGCGAUGCCGAUACCAUCACAACCCAGCUGCGACUCUUACCACCAUCCCCGAAAAUUCUUGUUCUGCCAUCUUUUGAUAAUGCCCCAUCACAAGAUAAACAAGGCCAGUUAUUUGACGCCCGCGCAUAUAUUCGCGAGGUCCACGAAGCUUUCAUAGAGCGAAUCGAAAUAGCAAGGGCAUUCCUGAGAUACUCGACCACCGCACAGCCAAGAUUGGUUUUCAUGAAUGGGGGCAGUGUACGUGGCCGGACAACGUGUAUCUCCAGAAUAUCUGAAAACCUCACCUAUGGAGAUAUCGGGGAAGCUGAGACACUAUUUAACGACAUUGCGCGACAUGGGGCGAACAGAUUACUGAAAGCAGAGUCUGAUGUUGACCAAAUGGGGCCAGAACUUGAGAUGAAUUUGGAGGAAGAUACCAGUGAAAUGCCCGAAGAUCCCACUACAAUGGCUGUGGAAGCUGCGGAGAUUCUUUACCGCGAGACCGCUACUUUGCAGUCUGAGGAUAUAGGGCUACAGGAGAACAUAUUUGACGGUUUUAACUUACGCUCGACUAGGAGUUACACCACGGGGGUGAGAGGGAGUGUGAGGGGUAUUUCGGACGUCCGGUUGGAGCCUCUCGCAACUCAUGACAUGGUAGAAUUGAAGAACCAUGAACUGUUUGGGAGUGGCAGCGAUGAUGCAGUACCAAGCAUUCUGACUGCACGAAGUCGCUCUAGUAUUGCUGAGUGUCGACAUUUUCCUCUUAGACGCUCUGUUACUGCCAAAUCAAGUUACACCACAGCCCUCACGUAUCAAGUCGAGGAUAGCGGUGAUGGCGAUUACGACGAGGAUAUUCUGUCUCAUUGGGAUGAAGGUCAUAGGUCAAUGCCUCCAACCCCGGUCGCUGUUUACGGUCAGGCUUUUCUCGUGGAAGUGCAGACUACCUCGCCCGAAAAGCGACUCAGGAGAGUGAGGUCGGUUGACAGAUUCUUUCUCAACAAAUCAAGAUGUCGAGAGCAAUUUCAUGGAGCCAGGCCGGUAUCAUCAAUCGGACUAGGCGGGGUGGGACUUCAGACACUGCCUAGAAAGACAUUCCUUAAGGCUUCAGAGACAACGAUUAAGAAAUUAUCAGCAUCGAUAAAGUCGACAAGCUCUACGGAAGAUAAUAAAGACCCAGAAGCCCGACUUUUUAUCGAUCGUGCCACCGACACUAGAGAUAUCACGGUUGAACAUUUUGCUAUUGAGGAGCCAGAAACUGAAGAAUAUGUUCCUAUUUUCCCUCUGAUAGAGGAUUUGAUAAUAUCGUUCAACGAUGGUCACCCCAGUGAAAUCUCCGACCUGAUUAUUCGAUCCUAUAAGAAUGGCAGCUACCCAAUGGCGCCAUCAAUUUUCCCGUCGGAUUCCACAAACCCGAUGCCAGCGUCACAUCCCGAAGCUGCCAAUAUCGUAAACAGUCCUGCUCCCUCACUCCGCACAGAAAAGGAUGGUCCUGGCUAUGAAUCUCGGCCGUCAUAUGACCCUUAUAGCUCAGACGACAGUUAUUCUGCCAGCACAGAGCGGCCAUGGCCUCCACGGGAGAACCUAUUCCGUGCUGCUAUUUGUAUUCGAAGGCCAAACUCCCUCACGCCUCCAAGGUCCCCUCAAACACCACAUGGAGUUCCGGAAACGUUCCUCGAGUUCCCAGUAAAUGCCACAAGCAGUAUUCUAGAGAUCCAAAACUCUCUAAGACAAUUGCUUAGUAUCCAUCUCCCCUCUGGAGAAAAUGGAUACAGUCAACACUAUUUCUCGGUAGCCCCUGAAGUAAACAGGCUGUGGAAACCUAUCUUUGGAAAUGACCAGCUCUCUAGCGUUGGAAACAAUGGCACAGCUAUCGAUCAAAUAAUAGCACUAGGUUGCGAAACUGGGGUCACGAAGGAGUUUUGUGAUCAAAUAUGCUGGCAUAUUGAGAAACUCGGAAUGAACAGUGGAGGGUAUAAUAGAAGUGCGAAGUUGGACCUAACAUAUCUGAUCGCGAAUAUGAUGCAAACUCUUUCCACCCUUCCACUCAAGGAUCGAAGCACUCUCAACCCACUAUCAGACCCAUCAGUCCUUGCAACUCUUCUAGUUCCUCAGCUCGAGGCUUACCUAGCGGCCAAUAGUAGCACCCGUCUUUUAAUUCUCCAUUACACGUCCAACCAGCUCCCAACCAUGGUAGCACUCCGCAAACUACUCGGUAGCCACCACUUCAAAGUGGCAGGCAUUCUUAACUCGCUCGCCUUGGAUUCACCAUCUUCCAGAUGUCGUCCGCAGCUGUCUAUCUCAGCUCACAGCGGCGCAUUCAACGAUUACCUACCCUCCAGCACCUAUCACGCAAGCCCCCUCAAUAGCUCUCUCGUACCUGUCAAGGGAGACUCCACGUUAGAGAAAUCCCAGGGAAUGGUCUCAAAGCCGAAGCAAUCUCACUCAUAUAUUUCAUUUGCAAAGGCAAACUAUGUGCUACCCAGCACAGCAACCUCAACGGAGAUUGCUUCAUUUGUUGCUGAAAUCCGUAAAUCCCUCGUGGAGAAAUCAGCUCUAUACGCAUAUAAGCCACCGCCGAAGCCUGCCAUGGUAGACAAGGGUAUCCAAGCACUCCCAAUACCACCAAUCCCCAAAACACCCAACAAGCACGAAACAUCCACCAUGCCAACUGGGAACCAGAGCGUGCCCGGAAGUGCACGAGGCUACGACCAAGAUCGCGACUCCUUAUAUCCCGCGUCAUCCUUCAAAACCCCUACUAUCAGGCGAGAAAGGGAGAACAGAAAGAAGUGGGAUAACUUUUAUGUUGGAGAUGAGGAUAGUGAUGAUGAUGAGUUUGAUAAGAUGAUUCUCGGGAGAAAACAUGCUAAGAUUGUGCCGGAGAUGAGGAUGGCCGGUCCUGCACCGCAAAAGAAGAAUAUGCAGAAGGCUUUAAAGUGGCUGGGUGUUUCGUGA